This is a messenger RNA of Macrosiphum euphorbiae (potato aphid), 357 nucleotides long. NCBI's taxonomy places the organism in Eukaryota, Metazoa, Arthropoda, Insecta, Hemiptera, Aphididae. The record is from the annotation of a GenBank genome assembly.
AUGUCAGAAUCCGAUAGUUCAGAUAUUGACACUAGUUCUGCGGACAGUUCAAUAAUAGUUAAAAAAUAUAAACGUAAGAAAGAAUUAAAAGCGGCAAUUUUAAAAGACGCUGUAAAGAAAGAAUUUUUAGAACGAACUAGGAAACAGAUAGCUAACACCGAAAAAGCUGUUAAGGAAAAUUUUGUAAGAACACAUAGUUUAACAGAACAGAUAGGUAUCACGCCACGAAAAAAGGAACAAACCGUAGGUCGCUCAGGUACUAGGUCAGACUCAAGCGUAAUUCACGUGCAGUUAGAACCAGUAGUUAGAAAAAAAAUAAUGAGUAAAAUGGAUUUAGAUAAAGCAAUUGCUAUAUGA